CACAGACAAUCCCUUUCCGGUUGUGUAAAACAACAGCGAAACACGACGUAAACAAACCGGGACGUCGCGUCGUGGCGGCUUGUUUUGUUGGCAGUUGUUCACGGGAGUGGUGGGCGGAGGGAUGCACCGUUAGCACGGAUUGGCUCGGUUCGGUUCAGGUGGCGGAGUAACCGUCGGCGUUACCAUGGUGAAGUGUGUCGUCUCCGGGUGUCAGAGCCGCGUGACCUCCGUCAACCGCGGGAUCUCCAACCGGACACAGAAACGGUUCUUCUCCUUCCCGGGAGACACAGCGAGGGUCAAGGUGUGGCUGGCGGCUCUGAGGGAGACGGACAAGCAGGACUCGACCGAGCAGCACUGGAUCUGCGAGGACCACUUCCUGCCGGAGGACAUCUCGUCCGCCGGCAUCAACAGCGACGCCAUCCCCAUCAUGCCCCCCUGCCUGGACGGGCCCAUGGGCCUGAUCAGCCCCUGGGGGCCCCAGUCGUCGGAGGACGAGGAGGAGGAUCGGUGGGCCCCCGGCGGCGGCUAUGACGACGCCGAUGAUGAUGAUGAUGAUGAUGACUGUGAUGAAGGUGGAGUUGCUGCUCCUGUUAUAGCGGAGCCUCCACUGCAGUGGCAACCGGAGACGCUUCGACCUUCGGUUUCACCUCCUGAGUGUCAGAAUCCAGCCGACAAGCCGACCUCAGGAGCAGCUACAGCCGGCGUAAAUGUUUUUGAGAAGAAGAUCCAAAGCAAGAGGAUUGAUGUGUCGCUGUGGAUGCUUACGCAGCGUUUCCUGGAGCUGCUGCUGGCGUCUCCGGACGGCUCCGUGGACCUCCGGCACGUCACCGCCGUGCUGCAGACCCGCCGGCGCCGAGUCUAUGACAUCACCAACGUGCUGGAGGGAAUCAGCCUCAUCAAGAAGAAGUCUGCCAACAAGUUCAAGUGGAUAGGCAGCUGUCAGAUCUCCAGCUUCCUGAAGAUCCACCAGCAGAAGUUCCAGCGAGAGCUGGACAACCUGAAGCUGGUGGAGGACACGCUGGACACGCUCAUCAAGAGCUGCGCCCAGCAGCUCUUCGACAUGACCGACGACGAGCAAAACGCCGAGGCGGCCUACGUGACCUACGAGGACGUCGGCCGCCUCGCCGCCUUCCGGGAGCAGACGGUGCUCGUGGUCAAAGCGCCGGAGGAAACCAAGCUGGAGGUUCCUCCGCCCAAAGAGGAUAACAUCCAGGUCCACCUGAAGGGGGGGCGGGGUCCCAUCACCGUUCUGACCUGUGACAUCGACACGUCUUCGGCAGAGAGCCGCUGCUUCUUAACGCUGGAGGAGAGCCGCAUCAAGACAGCGCCGCUGCUCCCAGCGUCCGGCAGUCCGCUAAGCGCAGUGCACAGCGCAUAGCCACCAGACGGCCACCAGGAGGCGCCGGCUGUCCACCGAGGCUGAAUAAACCCACAGGAGCCUAAAGGCAUCGUCUCCGGGCACCAGGAGGAGUUCUGGACCCGAACCGAGCUCCCAUGUGGUGCAAUGUUCAGCUGAGAACAUCGGAUCAACGAGGAUAUUCAACAUUUAAUUUGCACCGCUGUUUUCGUUUUACUGAACCGGAGAAGUUCAGAAGAGAAUCAACGAAGACGAGGAGGAAGACUUUGGGGGCGUUUUGGUAGUUUUAUUUUUGUAUGAGAGGAGAGAAUGACCUCAUGUGUGCCUCUGUAUGUUUUAUAUCUUUCUUUGCUGUACAAUAUUUGACUUUGUUUCUUUCUAAAGGAGAAAAUACCUGAAAGAUGCUGUAAUCAUUAAAUAAAAUGCAACUUGUGAGAAACUGUGAA
Molecule: messenger RNA, 1803 nt
Organism: Gasterosteus aculeatus aculeatus (three-spined stickleback)
Lineage: Eukaryota; Metazoa; Chordata; Actinopteri; Perciformes; Gasterosteidae
Gene: e2f6
Product: E2F transcription factor 6
Biological process (GO): regulation of transcription by RNA polymerase II
Cellular component (GO): RNA polymerase II transcription regulator complex
Molecular function (GO): protein dimerization activity; RNA polymerase II cis-regulatory region sequence-specific DNA binding; DNA-binding transcription factor activity, RNA polymerase II-specific
Source: RefSeq, a predicted model, not a curated record